This is a messenger RNA of Paramecium pentaurelia, 1392 nucleotides long. NCBI's taxonomy places the organism in Eukaryota, Ciliophora, Oligohymenophorea, Peniculida, Parameciidae. The record is from the annotation of a GenBank genome assembly.
AAUGGCUAUGAGUGAAAAAUUCCCGAAAGAAUAAGAAUUAUAUAGAGUGCUCUCUUAAUGUGCAUAUAGAAAUCAGUAUAAUUCAUUUAUAAUCAUAAUCUAGUAAUUUAGUUGCUAAUGAUGCUGCAAAUAUUUUAUACAAUUACCCAAAAUUAUUCAAUCCACUAAUCACAUAAACAAGUAAAAAAUUAUUUAAAAUUAAGGUGAAUAAGGUAUAAUUAAACAAUUAUUGGAAUUAAAAGGAGAGUGUAUAUAUAUAUUUCAUCAUUAGUGCCAAUUAAAUAUAAAGGAUAAACUUACUCUAUUAUAACAUCCAUCUCAUUUCCUUUUAUUUAUUCAGAUGCUCCAGCUAUUAUUAGAAUUUAUAAUCCUGACAUAACAAAAUUUUCUGUGAAUUAAUAUUUCAUUCAAGGGGCUUCUCAAGAUCAAUCUGUUGUAAAUAUCCAUAAUUAGGAAUUACAAACUUGGUAUCAACAUAAAUCUAUUGUAAAUUUGAUUAUCUAUUAUUAGGCAAGAGUAAUGGUCACUUUAGUUAGAGAAUUAGAAGCACAUUUUCCAUUCUUCAACAGAGUAGUAGCUUAAACCAAUUAAAUGUAUUAUUAAAUCAAAUAUAUUAGGGGAAUUCCAUAAUAGCCUAUUGCAUAAAUACCAUAAUAAUACACAAAUCAAACACAAUAAUUCUACUAAAACUCAACCUAAGGUUAUAAUUAAUAUUCAAAUAUCCCUCCUAAUUAUUAUAAUAACCAAUCCCAACCUUAUAAUCCAUAUGCUGCUCCAUAAUAAUAAUAAUAGCCAUAGGGUUAAGGUUAUUAUUAACAAAACAACAAUUAAUCUUAAAUUGAAUAAAGACUUAAGGAAAAAUGUAAUUAAAGUAAAAUUUUAGUUUAUUAAUAUAGUGUUAAGUGAAGAUUUGAAUUAAAUUUAAAAUGAUUACAAAAUUUUGCAUUAACAUCAUGAUAAAUUAAUUGAUGAAAUCAUAAAAUAGGAAACCAAAAAAAUAUAUUUAUAAAGUUUAGAAAAUUAAAUUGAGCAAUCUUUAGUGCUAUUAGAAAAUGAGAAUAAAAUAUUAACUGAGUUUGUUGAGAAAAAUGACGUAUUAGAGUAUAAAUUUUACGCAUCUUAGGCUAAAUGAAGAAACUAUCUUUUAGAAUAUAAAAGAAAAUGAUUAAUUCUCCAUAUAAAUCUUAGAAUUAUAUUCAGAUAUUCAAGCAUGCAGAGAAACUUUGCAUUUUAUUGUAACCAAAUUUAAGAAUUUUAAUUUACCAUUUGAAACUGUUAUUAAAGUAAAAUAAUAUAUAUUAUAUCUAAUAGAUGACUCGUAGAUAUUCAGAAGAGUAAUUUAAUAAUAUUUUAUUAUUAAAGAAAUAUACAUCAUCAUCAAAAAAAUUAUGA